AUGGUUGGUGACUUUUCUGUCAAUGAAGAAAACAAAUAUUUUAGAUGGCAGUUGGUACAGUCCUUAGAAAAUGGUACACGGUAUAAACUCAUUCCGAAAAAUAACAAUGAAAUGUAUGUAAGCUAUAAAAAGAACGAUGGUACACAAGUUAAAGUUCCAUUAGACAACAACUGCUACUUAAACUUAUAUGGAGACGAACAAAAGAAAUAUUUAAGAGUUUAUGAAAUGACAGAUAUGACAUUGCCUGACCCAGCUCCAGCACCAUACUAUUAUGACUAUGGAGAUGACGUUAGAACACCACAUGUAGAUGAACAAAAGCUAACAUUAUAUUUAGAUUUUUAUAGAUAUAAAAGAUAUAAUGCAAUAGAAAAAACGAGAAUAGUAUACUAUUAUGAAGAUGACAGAAAUAAAUAUUAUAGUCAAGACUUUACCUACCCUGAAAACAUAAGAUUAUAUUAUAAAAAAUAUUCUGACACAAACCAGAAGAAACCUGAAAUAGUUGCACUAUAUUUUAAGUUCAAAAGAGACAAUCCUAUAAUAUCUCAUAUGUUUGAUUUAAUGAACCCAGUAGGUUCUAUUUAUACAUCUAUGGAAGCAAGAGGUCCUCAAGUAAUGUUUGGUGUUGGUGCAUGGGAACAAAUAGUCGACAGGUUUUUGUAUUGUGCAAACUCUUCAAAGGAAACAGGUGGAAGUAAAAAGAUAUCUGUCGACAACUUGCCACCACAUAGUCACUACAUAGAUUUAAGUACAUCUCAAGCAGGUUGGCAUAAGCAUAGAUAUUGGGAUUGGUCAGGAAUGACAAAAGGUAAAGGAUAUGAUGUUAAAGACGACGUUAAGUUUGCUAUAAAUUGUUACUGGGAUGACACGCAGGGAGAAGGAAACCAUACACAUUUCGUUUCAGGAUAUACGCAAACAACGGGACAGAGUAAAGACUACAUGCCACCUUACAUGACAGUUUACGCAUGGUAUAGAAUUGCUUAG
This is a messenger RNA of Trichomonas vaginalis G3, 981 nucleotides long. Its product is annotated as phage tail repeat-like family. The transcript has a single exon. NCBI's taxonomy places the organism in Eukaryota, Parabasalia, Trichomonadida, Trichomonadidae. The record is from RefSeq and is a predicted model, not a curated record. The coding region runs from base 1 to 981 and encodes 326 amino acids.